Messenger RNA from Parathielavia appendiculata, 2322 nucleotides. RefSeq names its product glycoside hydrolase family 3 protein. Gene Ontology annotation, molecular function: xylan 1,4-beta-xylosidase activity; alpha-L-arabinofuranosidase activity. The transcript is spliced from 3 exons. The coding region runs from base 1 to 2322 and encodes 773 amino acids. NCBI's taxonomy places the organism in Eukaryota, Fungi, Ascomycota, Sordariomycetes, Sordariales, Chaetomiaceae. The record is from RefSeq and is a predicted model, not a curated record. Gene Ontology annotation, cellular component: plant-type cell wall. Gene Ontology annotation, biological process: xylan catabolic process; arabinan catabolic process.
AUGAAGAUCCCAUGGCUUAUCUGCGGGAUUUCCGCCGCAGUCUACGGCUUGAAUGCCCCCUUCCAGACAUACCCCGACUGCCGCAAUGGGCCUUUGGCUCAGAACAAGGUGUGUGACCGCAGCCUGCCCCCGGCCCAGCGAGCAGCCGCCCUCGUCGCCGCCAUGGUCAACGAGGAGAAGCUGCAGAACCUGGUGAGCAAGUCAAAUGGGGCACCACGUCUCGGCCUGCCGGCGUACAACUGGUGGAGCGAAGCACUCCACGGUGUCGCCUACGCGCCCGGAACGCAGUUCCGGGACGGACCGGGGGACUUCAAUUCGUCGACCUCGUUUCCCAUGCCGCUGCUGAUGGCUGCAGCCUUCGACGACGAGCUGAUUGAAAAGAUUGGCGCUGUCAUCGGCAUUGAGGGGCGCGCCUUUGGCAACGCCGGCUGGUCGGGCCUGGACUACUGGACCCCGAAUGUCAACCCGUUCAAGGAUCCCCGCUGGGGCCGCGGCUCCGAGACGCCCGGCGAGGACGUGCUGCGAGUCAAGCGCUACGCCGCUUCCAUGAUCCGCGGGCUCGAAGGCCCCGGGCCGGAGCGGCGCAUCGUGUCGACCUGCAAGCACUACGCGGGCAACGACUUUGAGGACUGGAACGGCGCCACACGGCACAACUUCAACGCCAAGAUCACGCUCCAGGAUCUGGCCGAGUACUAUCUCUCGCCGUUCCAGCAGUGCGCCCGCGACUCGCGCGUCGGGUCCAUUAUGUGCGCCUAUAACGCCGUCAACGGGGUGCCGUCGUGCGCCAACUCGUACCUGUUGCAGACCAUCCUGCGCGAGCACUGGAACUGGACCGAGCACGACAACUAUGUCACGAGCGACUGCGAGGCCGUCCUCGACGUGUGGGCCAACCACCACUACGCCAAGUCCAACGCCGAGGGCACCGCCAUGUGUUUCGAUGCCGGCACCGACACCAGCUGCGAGUACCAGGGGUCAUCCGACAUUCCGGGGGCCUGGUCCCAGGGCCUGCUGAAGGUGCCGACCAUCGACAGAGCCCUGCGCCGGCUGUAUCAGGGCCUGGUGCGCGUGGGAUACUUUGACGGCGCCGACUCGCCACACGCCGCCCUCGGAUGGGCCGACGUCAACCAGCCCGAGUCGCAGCGGCUGGCUCUUCAAGCAGCCGUUGAGGGCACUGUCCUGCUCAAGAACGACGGCACACUGCCGUUGAAGAAGAAGCCCUCCCCGAAGGUCGCUAUGGUGGGCUUCUGGGCCGACGCCCCUGACAAGCUAUCCGGGGGCUACAGCGGGACGCCGGCGUUCCAGCAUUCGCCCGCCUUCGCAGCGCGCCAGAUGGGCUGGCAAGUCAAGACGGCCGGCGGUCCCGUGCUGCAGAGCACGUCGGCAAACGACUCAUGGACCGUCUCGGCCGUCGACACGGCUAAAGACGCCGACUACAUCCUCUACUUUGGCGGGCUCGACACCUCGGCAGCAGGCGAGACAAAAGACCGGCAGACAAUCGACUGGCCAGGCGCCCAGCUCGCCCUGAUCCGCCGUCUCGGCGAGCUCAACAAGCCCCUAAUCAUAAUCCAACUCGGCGACCAACUCGACGACAGUCCCCUCUUCGCUCUCCCUGCCGUCAACGCAAUUCUGUGGGCCAACUGGCCGGGCCAAGACGGCGGCACCGCCGUGAUGCGCCUCCUCAGCGGCGCCGCCUCGCCCGCGGGCCGCCUUCCAGUCACUCAGUACCCAGCCAACUACACGGCCGCCAUCCCCAUGACCGAGAUGUCCCUCCGCGCGUCCCCGGGCCGCACCUACCGCUGGUACGCCACGCCCGUCAGACCGUUUGGCUUCGGCCUGCACUACACCACCUUUUCCGGGCGCCUGUCCAACCCCUUUAAGCGUAACCGGGGCGGCAAUAACAACAACAACAACAACAAGAUCUCCAUAUCUUCCCUCCUUGAGGGGUGCCACGGUCAUCAACACAAAGACACCUGCCUGCUGCCGCCCAUCCCGGCAAGCAUCACCAACACGGGCAGGGAACACACGUCCGACUACGUCGCGCUGGCCUUCCUGUCGGGCGAGUUCGGCCCCAGGCCGUACCCCAUCAAGACGCUGGUCUCGUACGCGCGGGUGCGGGAUAUCGCGCCGAGGAGGGAGAAGAGUGCGCAGCUCGGGUGGACGCUGGGCAGUCUGGCGCGGGUGGAUGAGCAGGGGAAUACGGUGCUCUAUCCGGGGAGGUAUAAGAUCUCUUUGGAUGUGAAUGGGGACUCAUCGGGGUUUGAGUUUGAAUUGGUUGGGGAGCAGGUCGUGUUGGAUCAGUGGCCUGCUCCGCCGUCGGCUUAG